CGACUCUCUAUCUCCCACAUCUUCCCGUCACGAUGCCGACCGACAUGAGCAAGUUCCAGCUGGUGCAGACCGCCAAGUUCUCGGUGCUGCACCCCACUAAGGGCGCUAAGCCCAUGAAGCCCAUUGCGGGUGCCAAGAAGGCGGCCCCGGCCAAGAAGGAGGCUUCCAAGAAGGCCGCCCCGGCCCCCAAGAAGGUCGAGGAGGACGACGAUGAUGACGACGACCUGUUCGGUGACGACGAUGACGAGGAGGAAGACGAGGCUGCUAAGGCUCUUGCUGCUAAGCGCGCUGAGGCCGCCAAGGCCGCCAAGAAGGAGAAGAAGAAGCCCGUGGAGCGCUCGCAGGUCGUGAUUGAGGUCAAGCCGUGGGAGGCUGAGACCGACCUCGAGGAGCUGGCGGUUAAGAUCAAGGCUCUGCCGGUCGAGGGACUGACCUGGGGCGAGGGACACAAGCUGGUGCCGGUGGCCUUCGGAAUCAAGAAGCUGCUGGUGCAGUGCGUCAUCAUCGACGACCUGGUGCUGCUUGACGACAUCACGGACGCCAUCGAGGGCUUCGAGGACUACGUGCAGUCGGUGGACGUUGCCUCCAUGAACAAGCUGUAAGCUUGCCUACAUAGCAGUAGGUAAAUACCCGCUUCUAAAUGAAUGUGAUAUCCUCAACGA
This is a messenger RNA of Phytophthora infestans T30-4, 662 nucleotides long. Its product is annotated as EF-1 guanine nucleotide exchange domain-containing protein, putative. The coding region runs from base 33 to 602 and encodes 189 amino acids. Lineage: Eukaryota; Oomycota; Peronosporomycetes; Peronosporales; Peronosporaceae. Gene Ontology annotation, cellular component: cytosol. The transcript has a single exon. The record is from RefSeq and is a predicted model, not a curated record. Gene Ontology annotation, biological process: translational elongation. Gene Ontology annotation, molecular function: guanyl-nucleotide exchange factor activity; translation elongation factor activity.